AUGGACGUAAAUAGAGAUGUUAGUCACGUUAGUGGUGACGCAAACCACCUAUCCGGAUAUUCCUUUUCAGCUCAUCACAACAUUGUCCACCCAUCAGCUGAGCUUGGAUCAAAAACAACAGUAAAUCCUGUACAUGUGUGCAUUUGUUUUGUGAGUUUUGAUCAUACAUUAACAUUUUGUGGGUUGCAGGUUGGACCGCAUUGUAUGCUUGGAGAAGGCUCUCAAGUCGGUGACAAAUGCAGUGUCAAAAGAUCUGUAAUUGGGAGACAUUGCCGCAUAGGCUCCAACGUGAAGGUGGUUAAUUCAGUUGUGAUGGACCAUGCCACAAUAGGAGACGGUUGUUCAAUUCUAGGCUCAGUCAUUUGCAGCAAUGCACAGCUUCAAGAGCGUGUUUCUCUUAGAGACUGCCAGGUGGAAGCAGGGUAUAUAAUUUUUGCCGGGGGUGAACACAAGGGAGAGACUUUCGCCAGAAAAUGA
Messenger RNA from Eruca vesicaria subsp. sativa (arugula), 477 nucleotides. NCBI's taxonomy places the organism in Eukaryota, Viridiplantae, Streptophyta, Magnoliopsida, Brassicales, Brassicaceae. The record is from the annotation of a GenBank genome assembly.